Panicum virgatum (switchgrass) is the source of this 1055-nucleotide messenger RNA. RefSeq lists its product as uncharacterized. The coding region runs from base 185 to 811 and encodes 208 amino acids. NCBI's taxonomy places the organism in Eukaryota, Viridiplantae, Streptophyta, Magnoliopsida, Poales, Poaceae. The transcript has 6 exons. The record is from RefSeq and is a predicted model, not a curated record.
UCUCUACCCAGUACCCACCCUCCCCUUCUCUCUUGUGGCCUUGCGGCGCCGACUGGGCGAGCGGCGACGCCCUUCGACGCGUCUCCGCCGGGCUCGUCGCCGACGACGAGCGCCCACCAGCAGCUAGCAGGCAACUUCUUGAAGAGCAAGGUUAGAUUUUUCCUUAGAAUCAAACAAGAUACGGAUGGAUCAGGAGGUGAAGGACUCGAGGUCUCCCAGCGAGCCAAACCUCUUCCUGCAAUGGGGGAGCCGGAAGCGGCUGCGCUGUGUCAAGACGCGUGAUGACGGCUCACCAUCACCCUCGCCGUCUGAAGUUCUUAGGCGUGCUAUACCCCGUGCGAGUCGGCCUCUACUCGGUGCUGACGUCGCACCAUUCCGUUCGCCGCGCCGCCCAAGCACCCUUCAACGCAGGAAAUCGGAUUCACUAAUGAAUGAGUACAAACAGUCGAUGGCACUCUCCCCGGAUAAGGACCGGUAUUACUCCACUAGGGGUUCACCAUUCCCUUCCGAGGGGAAUGGGUUUGAUUUCGGUGGUUUAACAGAGGAGAAGGGAACCACUGCGUUGCCAAGGUUCUUCAUUGCAUUGUCUAACAAGGAGAAGGAGGAGGAUUUCAUGGCAAUGAAGGGCUGCAAGCUCCCACAGAGACCAAAGAAAAGACCCAAGCUGAUGCAAAAGUGCUUGCUUAUGGUGAGCCCAGGAGCUUGGUUGUCAGAUCUGUCACAUGAGAGAUAUGAAGUUCGAGAGAAGAAGAGUUCAAAAAAGAGGGCUAGAGGCUUGAAGGCUCUGAGCAUGGAGAGCGAUUCAGAGUAAAGGUGGAGGAGGCUAUGAAUUUUUGGACAUUGACUUCGAGGAAGAAAUUUCUAGUUAGGUGGCAAUGCUGGUUCUUCAAUUAGGCAAACCUCAGAGGGGUUAUCAAUGGCUGUUCUGCUCUAUCUGACUACCUGUUCUCCUGCCUCCCCUGCUGUACCUCCAUCCUCCUUUGGUCGAAGAAAUUAUCAAAGAGAGCUAUGCACUUUAACAGUAAAGAAUAUAUUAGCCCAGUUUCUGAUAACAA